Aspergillus viridinutans is the source of this 1419-nucleotide messenger RNA. RefSeq lists its product as uncharacterized. Gene Ontology annotation, molecular function: carboxylic ester hydrolase activity. The transcript is spliced from 8 exons. The coding region runs from base 1 to 1419 and encodes 472 amino acids. The record is from RefSeq and is a predicted model, not a curated record. NCBI's taxonomy places the organism in Eukaryota, Fungi, Ascomycota, Eurotiomycetes, Eurotiales, Aspergillaceae.
AUGCUCGCUGCUACUCUCGAGGCUCUGCCAGAUAUUGCAGCCAGGACCCGACAAGGAAUAUUCCAUGGUGUCCGAGUGCAUGACAAAGUAGAUGCCUAUCUUGGGAUCCCAUAUGCCAACCCUCCCAUAGGCGAUCUUCGAUUCCGCCCUCCACAGCCUCUGGACACCGGUGACGAACAUACAAUCGUCAAUGCAACUCAAUUCGGUCCUGUGUGCUAUCAGUUUCGGUAUAAGACCGUGCUGGGAGACAACCUAGCAGCAACUACCCCCGAGUCGGAGGACUGCUUGUCACUGAACAUCUUCGCACCACGAGCACGCCCAAAAUCCAAAUUGCUGCCAGUUUUUGUCUGGUUGUAUGGAGGUGCCUUCAAUGAGGGAGGCUCCAGUGUUCCAUUAUUUAACCCUACCGGCCUCGUCGCGAACCAGCCCGAUAUCAUCGUUGUCACUUUGAAUUACCGUCUCAACGUGUUCGGAUUUCCCAACUCCCCCGCGAUUCCAAUCGACCAGCAGAAUCUUGGUAUUCGAGACCAGCGAGCUGCAUUGGAAUGGCUGCGCGAGAACCUCGCUGCAUUCAGUGGCGAUCCAGCCAGAAUCUCACUUGGUGGCCAAUCUGCAGGUGCAGACUCUGCUGCAUUGCUGACCUAUGCAUUCAAAGAUGACCCGAUCGUGCAAGGUCUGAUCUUGCAGAGCGCGGUUCCAGAAUAUGUCGGGCCCCAGGACGAUUUUGUGUUCAUUCAGGCAGCAGAGAGAUCCCUGCGCCGAUUCUGCACAGAGCGCUUUCCAACCUUACGGUCAAAGUUCGGUACGACUGGAGGGGCCCCGAUGAUUGAUAACGAUGCUGCAGAAGAAUAUAGCCGUCUAGGCUCGGCUGGCUCUUUUGCGAAUGUGCCUGUCCUGAUGGGCAUCACCAAUAAUGAAGGUGAUGGGGUUCUGAACUGGUCUGAAAAGGGCGUCAACAAGACCCUUUCGGACAUCCUCACAACCACAUAUUUCAAUUGUCCCAUGUCCCAAGAAGCCUUAUUCCGCGCGAAGCAUCAUGUUCCAGUGUGGCGGUAUCGCUACCUGGGAGUCUUCCCAACAGUGACAUUCUUCCCAUGGCUAGGACCUUACCAUCAAGCGGAUAUUGCACUUUCUUUAGGGUCAUACAGGCAUCUCCAGCCUCACAAGAAGCCGCAGUGGUACGAAGUGGCCGCCAGCGAUUACCUCCAAAAAGCGUGGGCAGCAUUCAUCAAGUCUCCGAGGGAUGGACUAUCAAGGAAGAUGGGUUGGCCGAUGUACAAUCCGAACGGCACGACCCUUGUCGAACUCUUCGCUAAUAACACCCCGACUGCCCGUCUCCGAGACCCGGCUGAAUUCGAUGCUAUUUGCUCUCAUCCCCCUCCAAUUCCGUCGGACAUCUGGUCCCAAGGCCCUUCUUAA